Messenger RNA from Botrytis byssoidea, 336 nucleotides. RefSeq lists its product as uncharacterized. The transcript is spliced from 2 exons. NCBI's taxonomy places the organism in Eukaryota, Fungi, Ascomycota, Leotiomycetes, Helotiales, Sclerotiniaceae. The coding region runs from base 1 to 336 and encodes 111 amino acids. The record is from RefSeq and is a predicted model, not a curated record.
AUGUCAGCAACUGCGGGGAAAAAUGCUUGGCAUAUAAUUAUCUUUAACGAUAGUGGGGAGUUAUCAAGAACCGACCUUUUAGAAGAACUAAGAGUUCAUGAUGGUAUUUUGAUGGGCAUAAUGGGCUUUAAUUCUUUCCUGAUGAAGAAAUUCAAAAAUAAUAUGGGUGAAGAUAUUUUCAUUCGUGAACUGGAGUGUAAUUGGUUACCGAUUCGCGAGAAAGGGUACGAAUUCAAUGAAUUAGCUUUUGGAGAAACCACACUUGAUACUUGUUCGAUCAAUACACCAUCUAGGAAUCUGAUGAAAGCAGUGAGUUCGAAGAUGUUGUGGUUUUGA